AUGGAUGCCACUGCCAUUCGAAGCUUCAUCGCCGGGACGCUCGAUGCCGAUGCCGACGUCCGCCAGAGCGCUGAGCUGCAGCUGAAGCAGGCCGAGGGCCAGCCUGGCUUUACCGAUGUGUUGUUGGAUCUUACCCAAUCUGAACAAAACUCCAAUCUCCAACUCCCCACCGUCAUCUACCUGAAGAACCGCGUCAACCGGGCGUGGGAGCGCUCCGAGUACUAUCCGAACGAGACAGUGAUACCCGACGAUGCGAAAGCGCGGUUUAGGGAGCGGUUACUCCCCAUUCUUGCGGGCUCCCAAACCUUAGUGCGACACCAGCUUGUACCGAUCCUCCAGCGCAUCCUCCACUUCGAUUUCCCCGAACGAUGGCCCUCGUUCAUGGACUACACGCUGCAGCUCCUCAACACCAACGAUCCGGGAUCGGUAUUGGCUGGACUUCAGUGCCUUCUCGCGGUGUCCCGGACGUACCGUUUCAAGGCGAGCGAUACCGAUAGCAGGGCCCAUUUUGACAAGAUAAUCGAGGCCAGUUUCCCCAGGUUGCUGGUAAUAUGCAACGAGCUGGUGAACCAGGAGAGCGAUGAGGCGGGCGAGAUGUUGCACAUUGCCCUCAAGUGCUACAAGCACGCCACAUGGGUCGAGCUCUGCGAGUUCCUCCGACAGAAUUCCGUCAACCUAGCGUGGUGUACUGUUUUCCUUCAAACCGUGUCUAAGCCCAUUCCGGCUUCGGCCAUGCAAGGCGACCCCUUGGAGCGGGAGCGCCAUCACUGGUGGAAGGCCAAGAAGUGGGCGUACUUCAACUUGAACCGCCUGUACAUUCGACACGGCAACAUGCAGGCUGCGAUGGACAGGUCGGCCGAGCCCCCGACUCGGUUUAUCAAGGAGUUCUCCGCUCAAGUCGCCCCGGAGAUUCUCAAGCACUACCUCCAGGAGAUUGAGAAGUGGGUUUCUAAGACCAUUUGGCUCAGUCGGCCCUGCCUCUCUUACGCCAUCGUGUUUAUGGACGAGUGUAUCCGCCCUAAGGAUAUGUGGGCGCACCUGAAGCCGCAUUUGACUAACCUGGUCACGCAUUUCAUCUUCCCGAUUCUCUGCUUAACCGAGGAGGAUAUUGAGAAGUUCGAGGACGAGCCGGAAGAGUACCUCCACCGGAAACUCAACUUCUUCGAGGAGGUUUCCGCGCCGGAUGUUUCCGCUACCAAUUUCCUGGUGACCCUCACGAAGGCACGGAGAAAGCAGACUUUUGAGCUCCUCACUUUCAUCAACGAGGUGGUGAACCAAUACGAGCAGGCUCCCGAGGGCAGCAAGAAUCACAUCGCGAAGGAGGGCGCGCUACGUAUGAUCGGGACUCUAGCACCCGUCAUACUCGGCAAGAAAUCGCCAAUUGCAUCCCAGGUUGAGUAUUUCAUUGUCCGCUACGUUUUCCCCGACUUCACGAGCGAACAGGGCUUCCUCCGUGCCCGAGCUUGCGACACUGUCGAGAAAUUCGAGCAGCUGGACUUCAAGGACCAGAACAACCUCCUGUCCAUCUACCGCCACAUUCUCGAUCGCAUGGCCGACCCUAAGCUCCCCGUGCGUGUUACCGCCGCGCUCGCUCUGCAGCCCCUGAUUCGACAUGACGUUAUUCGGACGAGCAUGCAGACCAGUAUCCCAACAAUCAUGCAGCAACUCCUGAAGCUGGCCAACGAGGCCGACAUCGAUGCGCUUGCCAACGUGAUGGAAGACUUCGUCGAGGUCUUUGCUGCCGAGCUUACACCGUUCGCUGUGGCCUUGAGCGAGCAACUACGUGACACCUACCUCCGCAUUGUCCGUGAGUUGUUGGAGAACAGUGAUAAACGUGAAGAUAUAGACAACGAGUACGGCGACUUCCUCGAUGACAAGAGCAUCACCGCUCUUGGUGUUCUCCAAACUAUCGGUACUUUGAUCCUCACCCUCGAGAGCACACCCGACAUCCUCCUUCACAUCGAGAGCGUCCUCAUGCCCGUCAUCGAGAUUACUCUUGAGAACAAGCUCUACGAUCUCUAUAACGAGGUUUUCGAGAUCAUCGACAGCUGCACUUUCGCCGCCAAGCAAAUCUCGCCCACCAUGUGGAAGGCCUUUGAACUCGUCCAUGCCACGUUCAAGUCCGGCGCCGAGUUGUACCUUGAGGACAUGCUGCCAGCCCUCGACAACUUUGUCCAAUAUGGCGCUCCGCAACUGAUCGAGAAACCCGACUACGUCGAGGCUCUGUUCACAAUGGUCUCGGACUUGUUUGCCGAUGGCAAGGUGAACGGUGUCGACCGGAUUUGCGCCUGCAAGCUCGCUGAAGCAAUGAUGCUCAGCCUUCGUGGCCACAUCAACAACGCCGUCCACGGCUUCAUCAACAUGGCCAUGGGUGUGCUUGUCAGCCAGGAGAUUGGUCUCAAGUCGUAUAAGGUCCAUUUGAUGGAGAUGGUCAUUAACGGCAUCUACUAUGACCCCAUUUUGGCGCUGCAGAUUCUGGAAUCGCAGGGAUGGACAAAUAAGUUUUUCAGUCUCUGGUUCGGAAGCAUGACGUCGUUCACCCGUGUCCACGACAAACAGCUAUGCAUUCUCGCCAUCAUCGCUCUCCUCAACGUCAAGUCCGACCAAAUCCCUCCCAGCAUUAUGGUUGGGUGGCCGAGACUGCUACAGGGCAUCAAGAUUCUGUUCGACACUCUCCCCGAGGCCAUGGCCAACCGAGAGGAAGCUUUGAAAGACGAUUUCCAGUUUGACGGUGGGAACUACGGAUACGACGAGACCGACGACGAAUGGGACGACGAAGAGGCGAAUUGGAACGGCAAUAGUGGCGAGACUGAAGAGGAACCGGCUGCAGCCGACGUCAAAGAUGAGAGCACCGCUUACCUGGAGUUCCUCAACGAGGAGGCACAAAAGCUCAAGGCUACGGACCUCGAGGAUUCCGAUGAUGAGCUCGGUGAGGACAGCGUGUUGCUGGAGUCCCCACUUGAUCGGAUCGACCCGUACCUCGCCUUCCGAGACUCCUUCAAGAAAUUGCAAGCCGAGCAACCCGAUUUCUGUGCCGGCCUGCUGAGCCACCUUUCUCCCAAUGACCAAACGGCUCUCCUCGAGGUCUGCCGCAGGGCGGACACUCAGGAAAUGAUGGGCAUCCAGAGCCCCUUCCCCAUCUCACGGGCGCGUGUUACUGGGCCGAACGGCACAAGCUAG
Molecule: messenger RNA, 3180 nt
Organism: Dichotomopilus funicola
Lineage: Eukaryota; Fungi; Ascomycota; Sordariomycetes; Sordariales; Chaetomiaceae
Product: armadillo-type protein
Exons: 10
Coding region: 1-3180 (1059 amino acids)
Biological process (GO): protein import into nucleus
Cellular component (GO): nuclear envelope; cytosol
Molecular function (GO): small GTPase binding
Source: RefSeq, a predicted model, not a curated record